CAACAAAAUUUUGUUCUCGUUCUUACUUUUACACAGCAAAAUUUUAUAAUUUUUUAAAAUUUUUCUGCCGGGCUGUUCGACGAAGCAAAAUCAAUUUACCAGUACUACGACGGUGAGUGACGAUGCCAAUCGCUAACUUUCUUUCGAUGCAAUAAGAUCGACCACUGCUUGCUGGGCGCAGUUCGCGGCAUUAAGCCGCCCUAUCGCUCGGUGCGUAAUGCCCAAGACGGCGUGAUUAGCACCUUCCUGGACAAGUACAGUAGGCCCAAUUAUUUUGCCAUCCGCUUGGUGAUACCCGCCGAGUUGCCACCCAUCGAUCUGGCCGAAAUACUUAUGGACAUGCUAAAGAUGCAAAUAUUGCGCCGCAAGAAUUGUAUCGCGUCGUCCAAUUGGGUCAGGAUGAAAUAUAUAUGUCAAUACGGCAGCAAAGCCGAUGAGACGUUCAUCAUGCAUGACAGUGCCAUGAGAAAACUGCAGCAGGCCAUUGAAGAGCUCACCAAUCUGCUCGAUCAACUGAAGCUGGCGUAUGAGCCCGUUUCCUAUGGACGGAUAGCCGUGCAGGCUCAACAGUUGGAUAAGCGGGCCCAGAUAUGGCAGAAUUUGCUCAACGGCCGCAAUGAGCAGUUGGAGCGCCGUUUAGCUCGGGACAUUUCACUCCCAUAUCCUCCUGCAAUAGAUGCCCGCAUGCGCAUUUCGAAAAGUUAUCAAGUUAUCAACCAUAUGCGCACUUGGCGUUUCGGCUAAGGUCAGCAAAUUAGAAUUUGGUCGAAUUUGUUUGUAUAUCAAUAUGGUCACUAAAGAUGCUGCUGUGAUAUUUUACCUUGCUUUUGGAUAUAUAUACAUUUCUUUGGAUAGCAUCUACCUGGACUGAGACGUUCUACUGUCAUAGUGAUUCUGAUGUCGUAUGACUUCUAUAUUAACUUUAAAUUAAUCGAGUGCAACGCAUGUCGAGAUUAAUAAAUAACAUAUCAACAAC
This is a messenger RNA of Drosophila melanogaster (fruit fly), 976 nucleotides long. RefSeq lists its product as uncharacterized. The transcript is spliced from 2 exons. The coding region runs from base 334 to 744 and encodes 136 amino acids. The record is from RefSeq and is marked reviewed. Lineage: Eukaryota; Metazoa; Arthropoda; Insecta; Diptera; Drosophilidae.